Molecule: messenger RNA, 5869 nt
Organism: Chionomys nivalis (European snow vole)
Lineage: Eukaryota; Metazoa; Chordata; Mammalia; Rodentia; Cricetidae
Gene: Brcc3
Product: BRCA1/BRCA2-containing complex subunit 3
Exons: 10
Coding region: 129-1004 (291 amino acids)
Biological process (GO): double-strand break repair
Cellular component (GO): BRISC complex; BRCA1-A complex
Molecular function (GO): metallopeptidase activity; cysteine-type deubiquitinase activity; polyubiquitin modification-dependent protein binding
Source: RefSeq, a predicted model, not a curated record
CCGCGCUGCUCGCUGCUCGGCCAGGCCUGGGGCGGAGCGUCUGGCGACAGGCUGGGAAGGCUGCGUAGGGGCGCCCGGUUGGCCAGGCCGCUGUGAGUCCUAGGCGGAUGUGAGUGGAGCCGACAAAGAUGGCGGUGCAGGUGGUGCAAGCUGUGCAAGCGGUUCAUCUUGAGUCUGACGCUUUCCUAGUUUGUCUCAACCAUGCUCUGAGCACUGAAAAGGAGGAGGUGAUGGGUCUAUGUAUAGGGGAGUUGAAUGAUGACAUAAGGAGUGACUCCAAAUUUACAUACACUGGAACUGAAAUGCGCACAGUUGCAGAAAAGAUGGAUACCAUCAGAAUUGUUCACAUCCAUUCUGUCAUUAUCUUGCGACGUUCUGACAAGAGAAAGGACCGUGUAGAAAUUUCUCCAGAGCAGCUGUCUGCAGCCUCAACAGAGGCAGAAAGGUUGGCUGAACUAACAGGUCGUCCCAUGAGAGUUGUUGGCUGGUAUCACUCUCACCCUCACAUAACCGUUUGGCCUUCCCAUGUUGAUGUUCGUACACAAGCCAUGUACCAAAUGAUGGAUCAAGGCUUUGUAGGACUUAUUUUUUCCUGUUUCAUAGAAGACAAAAACACAAAGACUGGUCGGGUGCUCUACACUUGCUUCCAAUCCAUACAAGCCCAGAAAAGCUCAGAGUAUGAGAGAAUUGAAAUCCCAAUCCAUAUUGUACCUCAUAUCACUAUUGGGAAGGUAUGCCUUGAAUCAGCAGUAGAACUGCCAAAGAUCCUAUGUCAGGAAGAACAGGAUGCAUAUAGAAGGAUUCAUAGCCUUACACAUCUGGACUCAGUAACCAAGAUCCAUAAUGGCUCGGUAUUUACCAAGAAUCUGUGCAGUCAGAUGUCAGCAGUCAGUGGGCCUCUGCUACAGUGGUUGGAGGACAGACUGGAGCAAAACCAGCAGCACUUGCAGGAGUUGCAACAAGAAAAAGAAGAGCUUAUGGAAGAGCUGUCUUCCCUAGAAUAAAGCAAGAGGACAAAAAUGUGAUAAUAUUGUUUCUCAGUUUGUGCGCUGAAUAUGGUUCAAAACUAUAUACAACUCCUAUGUAGGCAGAUGAUUCAGGAGCACUUUUUAUAUCCCAACAGAUAGUUUUAUGUAUAUAAAAAUACAAGAUGUCUUCCUAAAACUUCUCCAGAGCUUAUAGAAUCCUCUUGCCUACAAUUGCUGUAAAAGAAAACAUGCAGGAUGAUUUACAGAAUAUGAAAGUUAUUUUGUAAGGGUUAUAAGAGGUACAUUAGCAAUGAAUAUCUGGGAAUAAAAUGUUUAAUAAGUUUAUUCUAAAUGUUAAGAACAUUUAUUCUAAUUUUGAGCCGAAGUGUCAAUAUGCAUCCCUAUUUGUCCUGGAACUCACUAUGCAUACCUCACUAAGCUGCCCUCAGACGCAGAGAUCCAUCUGCCUCUUUCUCUGUAGUGCUGGGAAUAAAGAUGUGCACCACCUACCAUGCUUGGCAUUAAAUGCCUAUUCUCAAUGAAAAUACCUGACAUAAACUUUUUUUUCUUUUGAUACAAUGUCUCAUUAUGUAGCUGUGGCACUUCUGGGACUCACAAAGAUCCACUUCCCUCUGAAUUAAAGAUGUGCACCAGCAACAUAAACUUUUUAGAAUUUUAAGUCUUUGUUUUUAGUUUCAGAUAUCCAUCCUGUAUAAUUUAAAGGAAGAACACUUGGUAUUUCAAUUUUAUAGUUUGAUAUUCUUGUUAGGCAAGUGAAUCAUAAGUACUGUAGGGUUAAUGUAAAGACACGCAGGGCUCAUUGCUACCCACCUCUGUUGAUUAUUCUCACUUAGAAUCAUGUGUUAGGACUUCCUUCUUGAUCUCUAAAUACAUGUUAUGAGAUAGCUAAACUUGAAUUCUGUGUGGAUGCACUCUUAAGCAAACAAUUGAGUUCUAGCUUAUUUGAGUCUAAAGCAAAUUCUUACUGAUCCUAUAUAUCUAAGAUUCAAUUAUGACCAUGAUUUUUUAGGAUUUAGGUUAUAGUAGAAAUCAUACUUCAAAAAUAUGAUGAUUGUAUUUUAUUGUUCAUUCAUAUGUAGCCACUAAUUGUAUAUUUGUGUAUUCAGAAAAAUGUUGAGCCUUUUGCAUACUGGAAACUAAAGUGGGAAUUGGAAAAAAGAGUAUAAAGAAAGAAAACAUUAUCAGUCCCAACCAUAGUGAUAACUGGGGGUUUUGGUUUGUCUUUUUAUUUUCCCAUAGAUUAUUGUUUUUCAAAAUCCCAGAAAUACUUGCAUCAGAAUCACUUGCAGUUCAAAAUUCAAAUUCAAUCUUUGAGGCUAGAACCCAGAAAUCUAUAUGACCUACUCAGCUGAUUCUGGGGCAUACUUAUAUUUGAAAACAAAUAUUCUUAGGGCAUAUGGAAUGUAAAUGCUGUAUUUUCUCUAAUUUCCUUCCACCAUAAUUGUUCUUUAUUCAUUUUCUUUUUUAUAGGGCAGAUGAAAAUACUGGGCAUACAAUUUAUUAAACUAAAUCAAUUUUGAAUAAUAUAAAGGUGGAGAACCCACAUUAUAUAACUUCAAGACUUACUAUAUAGCUUCAGUAAUCAAGACGCUAUGAUAUUCGCAGAACAGAUGUAUAAAUCAAUGGAACAGGAAGGAAAAUUCAGAAAUAACCACACAAUAAUAUGCUUAAAUGAUCAAGAAGAAAGGACAGUCAUUUCAACAAAUUAAAUUUUCACAAAUUAACAAAAUAUCUUAUAAAAGUACCUCAAAAUGUGUCAUGGAUUUAAAUGUAAGCUGGAAAACUUAAGGGAAAAAAAUCAUUUAAAAUUUUUUUAGGAGUCAGGUAUUAAUCUUCAACUCAAAAGGCACCAUCUAUAAGAAAAAGAGUAGAUAUUUGGACUUCAUCAAAAUUAAAACUUUUUAUUCCACAAAAUCUUAAGAAGAGGAAAGGUAAACCAUGUAAUAUCUGAUCAAUGGAAAAGAUAAUAUGCUCAAAACUCAAAAAUAAUCCCAGUAGAAAAUGAAAAAAGACACAUUUUUACUAAAGAGGGUAAAUAGAAGUAAUUAUGUGAAUAUAUGUUGGCCCUCAUAAGUCAUUGGGAAAUGCAAAUUAAAACUACAGUGUGGUAUGGUAUAUACUUAUCAGAAUUGCUAAAGAGAAAAUUGUGAAAAUGCUAAGUACUAUGGAGAAUGCAAACAAUGACAGGAAUGUAAAAUACAGAUACUGGGUAGAAGAGUGGAAAUUUUUAUAAAGUUAAGCAUACACUUAACAUGAGCCAGCUGUCAUACUGCCUCGACACAAAAACUUUUACACAUUUUUUCUUGGCAACUUUAUCUGUGAUAGCUGUAAAUUAGAAACAACCCAAAUGUUCUGCAGUGGGUAAAUGUGUAAACAAACCAUUCCUACCAUGGAAUACUACUCUGUAGUGGAAAGGAACAUAUUACUAAUAUCUAUAUGAUUUAGAUGAGCCUUGGGACAUAUAGUAAAUGAAAAAAGUGAGUCUUUAAAGGUCACUUACUGUAUGGUUGCAUUUCUGAAGUGUUGUUGAAAUGUCAGAAUUAAUGAAAAGAAAGAACAGAUUAAUGAUUUCCAGAGUCAGGGACUGGGCAUUAUAUAUGCAUUGUUGUUACAGUGUGACAUAAGAGUUCAUUUAGGCUGAUAAAACAGUUUUGUAUCUUAAAUUUAGUGUUUAGUACAUAAAUCUGUUCCUGUGCUAGCAUUUUAUGGGUUUAUAUACAUAAAAAUCAAUACAUGUAAAAUCUGGUAGAAGUGAAUAACGUCUGUAGCCUAUUCCGCAGUAUUAUACCAUUACCAUAAUGUUGGUUUUGAAGUUCUAUAGUUGUAGAAGAUCUUACAAGUAGGACAAAUUGGGUAAAGGGUACGUGGGAUUAUGUACUAUUUUUUACAAUUUCUGGUAAGUCUAUAAUUAUUGCAAAAUAAAAAUUUAUAGAUUUAAAUAAUAAGAAGUAAGGUUUUUAUGAAAUAAGACUGAUUGAUAAGCCAUGUGUAGUGGCAUGUGCCUGAAAUCCUAGAACUCAGGAGGUUGAGGUGGGAGACUUAUCACAAGUUUAGAGCCAGCCAGUGGCCUAAACCUUGUCUCAGAAAAAAAAGGGGGUGAGGAGGGAAGGUAAUAUAAAGAAGACCUUGGAGGGGGAAAUUAAAUGAUUUGUAUAUUAGGCCAACUAUGAAUACAUGUUUGUUUCAUUUUCAUAGAUAAAAUGAGAUUAUAGUAGACCAUGAAGGUUACUUUUCAGUCAGUGUUCAUAUUUUAAAAAUGUUGAUCAUCAGAAAGAACAAUGAUCUGAGAUGUGAUUAUUUUCCCAAUUACACCUAAGUAGUUUACCUUUACACAAAAUAUUGCAUUCCAAUACACAGCCUUGUAUCCUUUCUUCCUUUUCAAUCACAAUCAAAACUGAUUGGAACAAAAGGUACUUGUUUAGAUAGGUGUGUUCUCCCUCUUUUUUUUUAAGGCUGUCUUGAGAUAGGGUCUUAUGCUACAGCUCACGUUGGCCUCAAUCUAGAAGAUUUCUUGCCUCUGUCUCCUGAAUGCUAAGAUUACAGACAUAAAACACCAUGCCUGACUGCUUCCUUAUUUCCUAUACUUGGAACCUGCAUUCUGACUUUGUCUACACUGCCUUUGAAACCAUUCCUCCUAAAGUUACCAAUAACCUACACAUAGUCAAACUCAUAUUCUUUUAUUUAUUUAUUUAUUGAAAACUGCCAUUAAUAAACCUGUGGCUUGACACAGUUGGUCCUUCUUCCAAAUUUACCACUUUGUUAUCAUGUAUUGUGUUAUUUUCUAUACCCUCUCUGUCCCCUCUAAAAAUUCAUUCAUAUCCCUCUCCACGCAGUUACAAGCAAAUCCAUUUCUCUCUCUACACCUGUCUGAAUUCCAGACUUAGAUUUCUAGCUACCCAUUAUAUAUUUCCAUUAAGCAGUCUUAUUACCACGUUGAAUUUGAUAAAUCUAAAUUUAAUAUGUUUAUGGUUCAACCUAUAUUCUUUUUUACUUUCUUACCUCAGUGAAGGGGAACAUCCAUAUGCACGAACUGGAAUCCAAGCAGGCAACCUCAACAUCUCUGUCACCUUUUUAACUGUUUGCAUUGGGACAGAGUUAUAGCAAUUUGGAUUUUUUUUGUAAUCUAAUCAGAAUUGGAAUGUAUAGAAUAAGUAUGUAUGAGGAGGAAUGCAUGGUGCCUAGUGGCUAGGGUUACUUCAUGAAGGCCUAAGAGUUCUUAUCUUUGUAGCAGGGAAGGAUCAAGAUCUAGUGAAAGUUGUCCUGUGUCAGUACCCUCACAGUAAAGAGGAGACAAUGAUCUCUUACAUUAAAUAAAAUAAUUGAGCAAAUAAGUAAAUGCGUUGAGGAAAAUUGAAGCAAGCUUUUUCAUGCUUGAGACAUUUUUUACAGAUACGUAAAAAAGGAUAAAAUUACCCCCCAUGAUGUUAAAUGGAAAUAGAAAGUUGAUAUUAUUGCUUUAAAAGGGAAUUACACAUGUCAAUUGAGAGAAUGAGUGGUGUACCUGUAUACCUCCAAUUCUUACCUCUGCGCAUUGAGGGGGAAUAGAAAUGGCACUUCAGUAGCUAAUGAACACACCUGCCACCAAGUUACUGGACUUCAAGUACUGUUCUCCACUAACAGUGAAUAGAAUGGACUCCAGAAAUAAAUGCGUAUGUAUGUGGUGAACUGAUUUUUAACAAAAAUGACAAGACAAUUGAAUGGGAGAAACCAUAGUCCUUUUAACAACUGGUGAUUUGACAACUAAAUAUCUGCACAGAAUAAUGAAGCUGGACCCCCACCCCAUAGCAUGCAUGAGUGGUAACUAAUAAUGUGUUAAAGAUUUAAAUGUAAGAAUUUGUAACUAUUAAAAUAUUAAAACAUCAGUAAAUCUCUAUGACUUU